Letharia lupina is the source of this 1356-nucleotide messenger RNA. RefSeq lists its product as uncharacterized. Bases 1 to 1356 code for a protein of 451 amino acids. The record is from RefSeq and is a predicted model, not a curated record. NCBI's taxonomy places the organism in Eukaryota, Fungi, Ascomycota, Lecanoromycetes, Lecanorales, Parmeliaceae. The transcript is spliced from 3 exons.
AUGUCGGAUUAUAGUGAUCAAGAAAACACCAUGGUGGGGAUCGAGCCCGACCCGGGCAGUCCCCAUAGAGAUGACCCUAAAAAGGCUUUGGUGCGAGAGGUUAUCCUCAAAACUUCUGAUAUUCUCGGCACAAGGGAUCGAUCUUCGUCGUCAUAUCCUUCUCUUCACGAGCCCGCCUCCAAGUGCUGGGACGAUUUAUGGGACGCUUGCAGAGCCUUGUUAAUGUAUGAAGGUGACAUUGCGGGAAACGAACGCUCCGAAAAACAAUAUCAGUCACUGCUUGCGAAGAUCAAGACUGGGGAGCUUCAGGCAAAGCAUGCAGCGGAGAUCGAGCAUUUAUCACGGGACCUCUCUGCAAAAGACGAGUCGCUGAAAACGCUCGAGCGAAACAUUGAGGCCUCAAAAUCUCAGCUACUUGCAAAGGACCAACGACUUUCUCGAGUACAUAGUGCCCUGAAAGCAAAGAACGACCGUCUAAGUGAGAUGGAAGACAGUCCCAAGUCCACAGUUUUCCAACUCAAGGAUGAGCUUGCAUCGAAAGAGAAGACGAUCAACGGCCUAAAAGACCAGCAAAAAACGUUGACUACGCAAUACAGGCUGAAGGUACAAGACAAUGGAAAGCUACAUGCCAUGGUCGCAAAAAGUGCGCAAGAGAUUGAUCCUUAUGAUGACCAGCACAUCACCAAACAAUUUACGGCACUGGAAUGGCACAUAGGACAUUUGGUGAGGAAACACUUUCCAGCAACUCGGACCAAGACAAGCUGGAAGGAAUACGACAACGUACGGAAAGCAGAUGAUCGUGAUUACUUCUUGCAAGCACAUAUUGCAACCGUUUUAGCACAGAUGUUCUUCAGUCACGAUGCACGGCUUUUCGGCCUCGAUGGGAAGUUAGAAGAGCAUCAAGCCGAUUUUGAGAGCCUGCUGCAAGAGCAUAAGGUCUCGCCGCCGGAGAUCGUGAAGUGGAGGAUCCAGACCGUUAAAGUCUCGGGGCUGAUAGCGAGCGAGCAUGGCGACUUCCGAGUGGUUCAAAUUCCUGAAAAGCUCAAAGAAAAUCUCAAGCACGUCUACAAAUGCCUUCCGGAGCCGAAAAGAUGGGAGAGCGCCAAAAGCGCCCUUCUUGCGCUGUGUACAUCCGCUUCCAAUCUGGCACUUUCCCUCAGACGUUGCAGGGUAGAGUACGAAUGGCUCCAGGUAGCACUUCCACUCCCUGAAGGCGACUUUGACCGCAUCGAAGACUACAACGUUGGAGUCAAAGGGCGGACAAAUGAGAUUGUAGCGAUAUUCUUCGGCCCGGUGUACAAGCAAGUGGAAGGUGUGCCAGUGAAGCUGCGGAAUGGCACAGUGCUUUGUGGUUAG